GUCAAAGAUGAUGCAAAUUCUAAAUUAUUUACUAAAUGUCAAUGUUUUGUAAAAUUUAAAGAUGUCAUGUAGAUAUUUUUCAUUAUUACACAAGACAGUUAAAAAUAAUAAUUGUGUAGCUAUUCUUUUAAGAAAUUAUUCAAGGAAAGUUGGAAGUGGAAACAACAGUGAAAGUCCAUACAAAUAUGUUAAAUCAAAACAACCCAUAGAAGAUUCUUGUAAUUUGGUUUGGCGUGACCCUAGUUUUGAAUUAUUGGCUGCCAAUGAGUUUCCGUUGUUUUUGAGAGGUAAUAUUGGAAUUGCUUGGUAUGAUACUCAAACAACUGUUAGAUCUCAACAUGAGUUGAUAAUGGAACAAAUAGAUGAGAGUUCUUGUGAACAUGGAGAUAUGGUGGUCAGAGUUCAGACAUGUCCAACUUUACUUCGACAAAUAGCAAAAGAUUUAUUCCCUUAUAGAACUUUACAAGAUAGUGGAGAAUUGUCUGUGAUUACAGUUGCUUUGAAGCCAAAUAUUAAGGAUUUAAGAAAAAAUAAAGAAUUGGAAACUGAAAGAUUAGCUCAGACUUUUUUAAUCGCUGCCAAAAGUAUUUGUGAUAAAUUAAGAAAUGUUGGUUACUGGGCAGAUUUUAUAAACCCCUUUUCCGGACGUCCUUAUUUUGCUCCUUCAGCGUUAAGGGAACUUUACCAAAACGAUGAGAAAUUCAGAUGUUUAGAUUUUCAAAUAGUCGAAAUUAAAGAUUGUAAAGUAAUAUCAAACGAAGAAAAUGCUAAAAAACAUUUUAUAGGUAGUCUAUUCACAAAUGCACCUUCAAAUAAACAUAGCCUCAACUCAAUUUUUGUAUGAAAUGCGUUUUUAUUUCUUUGAUGUUGAUUGUUUGAAUUCAAUAAAUUAUUUUUCUUGUUUU
This is a messenger RNA of Diabrotica balteata, 905 nucleotides long. Lineage: Eukaryota; Metazoa; Arthropoda; Insecta; Coleoptera; Chrysomelidae. The record is from the annotation of a GenBank genome assembly.